Messenger RNA from Naegleria lovaniensis, 3087 nucleotides. RefSeq lists its product as uncharacterized. NCBI's taxonomy places the organism in Eukaryota, Heterolobosea, Eutetramitea, Acrasida, Naegleriidae. The record is from RefSeq and is a predicted model, not a curated record. Bases 1 to 3087 code for a protein of 1028 amino acids. The transcript has a single exon.
AUGUCAUCAUCAGCAACACAACCAACAAUGGAUGAUAGUGUUGCCACCACCACGAGUCAUGAACCAUGCGGAAGUAGAUCGACUAACGAAGAUUUUGGCAAAAAACAUAAUUCUGGUCCAACACUUCCGAGCGCGGUGUUGUCAGGAUCAUGUCAUGUGGAUGAUGAUGAUGAAAAUAAUGCUCACCGUCGUGGUCUUGACAUUGCCAUCAACAAUCAUCGGGGUUCUACAACAAGGAAUAUCACUUGUCUUUCACAAUCUAUAUGGAAUAUCAUUCUUUCUUUCACGUUGAAUGUAUUUAAACAUUCUACAAAACUUACGAAUUCGUCAGGAGAGGAACAAAAUUUAUGCUCAUCAGAAGAGCAACAUUACAAAUCUCCUGAAGAGUGUUACCAUCGAUCGAUAUUUGAUAUUGAGGUUGUUCCAUUGGUGUCACAAUCACCUCUCGCCAAGUUUUAUGAAACACGAACAGAUAGCGUCAAUGAAACUGAGCAAGAGUCCAUCAAAUUUUACUGCGAUUUUUUUACAACAUGGAUUAGAAUUUCUCAUAUCAACAAAAGAAUGCGAGAAUUAAUGAGGACAUGUGUAGUGACAGAAUUGAUAGAGUUUGAUUUCAUUAAUUUCAUGUACUUUUACAUGCUCAAUGAAGAAACUCUUGUAUUUGAUCACCAACCAUCAGGAAUUGAGCUCGAUAAUUGCGAUAACGAGGCUCUAGUAUUCCGAAAGGAGGAGUACAAGCAUUCAGUUCAUGCACUGUUUAUUGAGUUUAUGCAAUCAAUGAUGGAUCCUGUGUUUGUGAAAAGAAUUUCUCUUGACGUGAAUUAUGUGUUUGAUUGGAUUCCAAUUCAUGAAAGUGAAAUUGAAAAAACGUUGACAAGUAGUCGACUGCCAGAAGAAAAUAUAUUUUGCCUUUACAAUACUGCAUUUCCAAACAUCGAGGUACUAACCUUAAACUUUACAUAUAGAGGUAGAGAUGGGAUAUAUGACGAGGAAGAACAAUCAAGCACACAUUUGAAAUCUAUUGACACUAGUAUUAUUCAAAAUUUAUCGAAAUGGAAAAGUUUAAAGGAGCUACGGUUGUGUUGGCAUGUAGAAGUUAACGAAGAUACUAGGAAGAUUGAUCUUGAGUGUGGAUCUCAUCUUGUACAAGAAUUCCUUAAAAUUAUUAAUGAGGCAAAGUCUAAUCCAAACAUUGAAUAUGUGUCGGUUUAUAUCAAUGGGUCUGCAUUCCAUGUAACAAAGACAGAAGAGGGCACUAUGAUUUGUAAUCAUUCAUUCCCUUCUGUAGUUUUUGAACAGAUUGGUGAUAUUGUUGAUGACAACAGCCACCUCAAAUUAUUAUAUCUCUGUAUCGAUCAUUUUGGAAAUGCCAAUUAUAACAAGCAACUCUCACACAUGUCAUUUUUGCAAAAUAUUCUCCAUAUUGAGAUUGAGGAAAUUAAUAUUGUUAAUAUUAAUCAACUUUUCAAUUUGCAAUAUCCCAAAUUGGUCACAUUGAUAUUGACAAACAUUAUUACCUCAGGAGUUACAGGAUAUGAAGUUGCAAUUUCAUCUCAAUUUCCAAAGUUGGAGGAGCUAGUUCUCAAGUCAAACGUAGAGUCAUCCAAUGUUUUUAACGUGGUUAAUGUUGAUACUGUUUACAUGAGAGCUCCUCUAAUCAAGAAACUGUCAUUAAUUGGUAUUCACAAUUUUUCCGUAUCAAAGAAUUCGUUUGGACCUCAUCUAGAAAUGUUAGAAAUUUUGACCACAUGUUCAGACAUGAUCCAUAAUUAUUCGAGAUGGAUCACCUCGUUGAAAGGGUUAAAGAAUUUAAUUUUCAAAAUAGAGCCGGAAAGAGGUAAAUCAUUCCAGGAGUAUCCAUCCAAUGAAAACCUGGAACAGUCACUCUCAACAAUAAUUAAUCAUGAUGGAAUUGUUGACAUCUUGUUGAAGGAUACCAGGUAUGCCGGCAUCACUCUUAAAUGUCCACAAGCCAAAAAAGUUGUCAUUAGAAUACCUCAUUUGCAAGAUUGCUUUAUUGAAUGUGCACAGUUGAAGUCCAUUGAUUUGAAUGGUCUAAUCAUUGGAUGUAAUUCAAGAAACAAUAAGAAAUUAUUCUACUAUUCACACCAAUGGAGAUGGGAAACGCCUCUAGUCACCUCAUUGAAUUUUUCCAAUCCUCAAACCUCUAGCGGAAUGAUUCUUCCCAACGCGUUAAUAUCUCACAUUGAAGAGUUGGAAAUUCGUCUAGUUAUCACCGCAUACGAAAAAGAAAAGGAGCUUCUUCCAGCAUUGUUCAUGAGAAUUGAUGAACUAUGUGGCAAAAAAAGCACCAACAAAACAUUGAAAAAUGUCAAAAUUCAAUUAGAAAUUAGCACAUUUUAUUUGACAAAUCCAUUGGUCAAGAGUAUGAGCGCCUUAUUGGAAUGGAACGAGCAUUCAAAAACUCCAUACGAGAGCGAACAAAUGAAGAUGACCAUUCAACAUUUAUUGAAAACAGCCAAGACCACAGAAACGUUUACAGACGACACGCUCUUAGUUCAAUCUCCGAAUGUAGUCUCUUUAGAAAUGAAUAUACAUGAAUCAGUACAAAAAACCAAGAUUAACUGUCCAAACUUGAAGCAUGUAGAACUCGUUCAAACCUCAACUCCUGGACGGCUUAAAUUUUGUGAUACGAAUGAUGUCAACCAAUUGGAAUCAUUCAUGACCAUGGGUCUAUGCUCACCGUUCAAUCAUUUACACACUCAUCACUUUGCAAGUUUAAAAACAAUUGAAAUUAUAGAUCCGCAACAACGAUUUUCAUUUGUAUUGAGCCAACUACCAUCCUUGGAAGUGUUAGACGUAAGAACAGAAUAUGGAUUUUGUUACAAUGGAGAAGAACGAUCCUAUGUCACUCUCAAAGACUACCAACACCAUAACCUCAAAAUGUUACGAUUAUUUGGAGUUAGAAAUGUUACGAUUGAACUCGACUUGCAAGCACCUAAUCUACGAAUUUUAGACGUUCGGGAUACCGAUGGUCGAAAAUGUGAAAUUACUUUCAGCAAUUGUCCUAAAUUAAUGAAGAAAACGUUGAGGUAUUCCCUCACUAAAGAACACAGAAAAAGAUGA